AGCAGGGCAGACAAACAACACAUGGACUCCUCCACCCCCCUCCCCGCACGUGCAUCAACAUUCUAGGCCUCAGCUGCCUUGCCAGCAGAGAGAAGAGCGAGCUGAAAGACAGAUGAGGUUGGAGGGAGGAGGAACGAUGGGACGUGGUGUCCUGCAGAGAAAGGGAUGAUUCUCAUUGGAGGCUGCUGAGGGGAAAAGAUUGCUUGGAAUUUGAGGAUAGCCGUGGAGAGGAGAACUUCUCAGUCGUACUGCGGCCCACGGUCCCGACUUCACGAACCCAGUAAGAGCAAGAUGGCGCCCUCCAAGCUCAAGUGGCUUAUUGUGGUCCCGUUCCUGCUCGAACUCGCUCUGUGCAGGACGCAGCCUUUGGCUCCUGGUGCUUCUCCGGCCAGCGGCGUCCGUGGGGAUGAAGUGACGCCCACGCCGGAUUCUCUGACGCUUCCGUCUGGUCCCGAAUCGACGUUGGCACGUGCAAAGAAGUCAGCCAAACGCAUCGUGUCGCUCCUGAGGGCAAAGAUCCAAGAGAAGAUUCCGGCUCUCCAUGUUGACGGGAACGUCAGCUGUGGUGAGCUGCUAUCUGCCAGCGGCCUGGAUGACUCCUUGUCCUCCAUGUUCCCUCAGGAGCUUCUGGGUCUGUCUCUGGUGCCGGUGCUGGUGGUGGCAGGCUGCCCACAGGAGGCCCACACCCUGGUCGUCAAGCUCUAUGGCCUGCUGGGGGUGGGCGAUACAGACCAGCUCCUCCUGGAGGUGCAAGAUCUCAUCCAGAGGAGGCGGAUGUCCGUGUCUGAACCGUCCCCUCAGGAGAGCGGGCACCACCUAGAGGCAGUGAUGUUUAACAUUCAGCAGCUGGCCACAGCGGGACGAGCCGACCAGGGGUCCAACUGUGACGGCUGGACCCAAGUCAAUGGAAGCGCACUGCUUGGAGAAGCUGUCCAGGAUGCCCCAGGUGGGUUGGAGGAGGCGGUGGACACCUGCGAGAGACUGGGGGUCAGAUGUGCUGGUGUCAGAAGCAGUGGACUCCCUGGACGAUAUCAGGCGGUGUUCAAGAGAGGGAGUCGCGUCCUGCCCUCCCAGUCCACCGAAUGUUGGAUCCUUUGGUGCAGCGAUGCCUCGGCUGGACGCAUGCGACGCAGCCUCCGGCGGGGAUGCGUCAGCCAAAGCGAGGAGCGCGUGUACAAGGUGAUGGAGUGGAUCCCUGCGGUCAGCACCCUCUACAACCUGGGCACAGCCGUGUAUUACGCCUCGGUCAACUGCUCCGAAACGGCCAGAGAAAGAGCCGUGCUCACCGCGGUGGACCUCGGCACGGACGUCCUCAUGGUCGCCACGGGCGGAACCGCCGGCGUGGCCGGUUAUGCUCUCGGGGCCGGGGUCAAGACGGGAGUUAAAGCCGGGGUCAAGUACCUGCUUAACUCUUUGAAGCGUGAAGAUGACGUGUUGGUCAACCAGUCCAGCUGGCGGGACGGCAUCUUCACCGUACAGUGAACUCACAUCGCCUCUGCGUAUUCCUCACAAUAGCUCAAUAACAACACAGCGUCAAUCAAACAUAAAUGCUAAGGGUGGGCGACGCUGCGCCAUUAGGUAUCCAUCUGAUACCAAGGAAAUGGAGGGCCGGUAUCGCCGCUACAGGUACUUUUUACUUGACAUUUUUCAAUCCCUAUGAAAUGAUUUUGUGAUCUUGCCUUUGAUUUCUUGUUCAUGAUUAAACCAAACUUGUUAAUCAACAAUCUAACAUAUAUAGCAGCAUGAGUAUUAUGUAACAUAAAAAGACAAGAUAUUUGUGAAAAAAACAGAGGACAACUGAAGAAUAUCCAUCUAAUCGCGCUAGCAUCCGUCUGAUACCGAUAUUUGGAUGGAUCUGCCCACCCCCACUGAAUGCAUACAUCUUUUUUUAUGUUUACUGGAGCUACUGUGUGACACUCAUGAAGGUGACUGUUCCUCAAGUUGUUUCAUAAAUGUUUCAUUGUCAUGCUGAAACAUCAAAUAAUAAACUGCAAAUGUGUCAGCACUGGCGUCUGC
This is a messenger RNA of Dunckerocampus dactyliophorus (ringed pipefish), 2016 nucleotides long. It is a transcript of the gene apof, whose product is annotated as apolipoprotein F. Gene Ontology annotation, biological process: cholesterol metabolic process. Lineage: Eukaryota; Metazoa; Chordata; Actinopteri; Syngnathiformes; Syngnathidae. The transcript is spliced from 2 exons. The record is from RefSeq and is a predicted model, not a curated record. The coding region runs from base 292 to 1482 and encodes 396 amino acids.